This is a messenger RNA of Gryllus bimaculatus (two-spotted cricket), 654 nucleotides long. NCBI's taxonomy places the organism in Eukaryota, Metazoa, Arthropoda, Insecta, Orthoptera, Gryllidae. The record is from the annotation of a GenBank genome assembly.
CAAGACGUCAGACUGUCUGUCCAUCUGUCUGGUGUAUGUGAACAUCACUAACGCCUAAACCGAUGGGCCUCAUUUUGGGUCUAACAUUUGGAUCAAUAAUAUUAGUUUUUGGACUCACUGCGCUUUGCUUCUAUUGUCCUAUAUGUUGCUGGUACAAAAUGAGGAACUCACAUGGUGUUGUUACUUAUACCAAUGCACGUCCAGUUCCAGGUGGAAUAUCUACUGUUACCCCGCAACAUCCAUAUCCUUACCCAGCAGGAGUGGUUGUCCACCAACAAGCAGGGCACUAUCCACCAGGAACCCAAGGUCAAGUGUUUGCUCAAGGAUCGAUGUAUGUUCAAGGAGCUCCAUAUCAACAGGGAGGGGUUAUUUAUCCACAAGGAAAUCAUGGAGCACAGGGAUCUUUUCCUUAUCCCCAAGGAACAGUAAUGAUCCCACAAAAUGCUCCACAUCAACAAGGUCAGCCAGCUCAAUACCCACCUAACAUGAAAUAAAGAACAAAAAUGUUGUUUACGAGACUAAUACAUGUCUCUGGCAUACGAAUGACCCUGAACGAGACGAAGACAGCCGAGAACGAAAUUUAGAAAAGACUGUGCCGAAAACACUUUCGUACGAGCUGCUUUUUUUAGUAACAUGGACACAUACUCUUCAGUU